Molecule: messenger RNA, 594 nt
Organism: Parastagonospora nodorum SN15
Lineage: Eukaryota; Fungi; Ascomycota; Dothideomycetes; Pleosporales; Phaeosphaeriaceae
Exons: 2
Coding region: 1-594 (197 amino acids)
Source: RefSeq, a predicted model, not a curated record
AUGGUAGACGAGCUGGAGACGACACUACUGGAUGAUGAGGUAGAGCCCGUGGAAGACAAUGAACCAGUCGUGCUGGAUGGUGAUGACAGUGCCGAGCUAGCGGACGAGGAGGAAGGCGAAGAAUAUGAGCCAAUUGUGCUAGCCGUCGAGGUGACAUUCGCACUACUCGUAGAUGAGAAGGACGCAGUGCCGCUGCUGGACAACGAAGAAGUUCCGGCACUGCUGAGAGUGCUAUUUACAGAAGCCGAACUUACAGUGCUGCUGAACGACGAGGACGGUCCUGUGCUGGUAGACGAAGAGGUCGUUCCAUUAAUUGUGCUAGAGGAGCUGAUCGUCGCUGGACCAGCCGAGCUUGCACUAUCUGUAGAGCUGGCGCUGCUGCUGGCCGAAGUGAUCGUCGCCAAGCUGCUAACUGAAGAGCUGCCCGAUGAUGUCUCAGACGGCAAGCUGCUAGUCGAUGAAAUGCUGCUGAAAGUUCCAUUGGAGGAUGUAGAGCUGGAUGGAAUGAUGACCGAGCUGGAUGGGGAGGGGCAUGCUGGACCGGUAGUAAAAGUGAUGCCGAACUCCGACUUGCAGGAGCAAGCACUCCUGUAG